Molecule: messenger RNA, 780 nt
Organism: Camellia sinensis
Lineage: Eukaryota; Viridiplantae; Streptophyta; Magnoliopsida; Ericales; Theaceae
Source: RefSeq, a predicted model, not a curated record
AUGGAAGAAAAAGCCAUAAUUGGAAGAAAAAAAAGUAUAUUCUAUGAAUUGCCGUAUUGGGAGCACAACUUAAUAAGACACAAUCUCGAUGUGAUGCACAUAGAGAAAAAUGUCUGCGAUAAUAUAUUGUGGACAAUACUAGGAGUUGGAGAAAAAUCCAAAGAUAAUGUGAAUGCUCGACGUGAUUUGCAAGAAAUGAAUAUCAGAAAACCAUUGCACUUGCAGUCAAGAGGGUUCAAUAAAGUUUAUGUACCUCCUGCGCAAUUCACAAUGGAACACUUGCCUAUACAUCUUGCUGAUGAAGCUUUGAUCGCUGGAGCAAUACAGUUUCGAUGGAUGCACCCGAUUGAAAGGUUUCUUCUUACAUUGAAACAAUAUGUGCGUAAUCGAGCUCAUCCGGAGGGCUCAAUAGCUAAGGGGUAUUUGAUGGAAGAAUGCAUGAACUUUUGUUCUCACUAUCUCAUUGAUGUGGAAACCAAAUCUAAUCGACCGAGGAGAAACAAUGAAGGUGAUAACAACAUGGGUCGAGCUGUAGGCGAAAGUACAACAUUUUAUCUUAAUGAUAAUGAAUUACAACAGUGUCACCGAUAUGUGUUGUUCAACACAAGUUCAGUUGCACCGUUCAUAAGCAAACACCUUGAAGUCAUUAAGAGCAAAAUGCCACGUGCAAGCGAUCAUCAAAUUCAAUCUGAGCAUUUCGAAACAUUCUACACUUGGUUUAAGGACCAUGUAUGUAUUUAGACAUUUCAUUUCACAUAUCUAAAUAUACAUAAAUUUUGA